Molecule: messenger RNA, 2999 nt
Organism: Elaeis guineensis (African oil palm)
Lineage: Eukaryota; Viridiplantae; Streptophyta; Magnoliopsida; Arecales; Arecaceae
Product: phosphatidylinositol/phosphatidylcholine transfer protein SFH13
Source: RefSeq, a predicted model, not a curated record
CCAAACAAAAGAGAGAGCGUAAGGGAGAGAAACAAAGAGAGGGAAGAAGAGUCGUAGUUGUGCUCGAAUCUUCGAACCUUCUCUUUUACCCCGCCACAUAAACCGGGGAUCGACCAACAAAGACGGCGAACAAGGGAGGCAGGCAGGCGGCGGCCGAAGAAGAACCGAUCCCGUUCCCUUAAUUCCCUUCCUGUUUCGCCUCAAACUCCGAUCCGAAAGAAAAUAAUUAAUUCGUUAGGAUUCUCGUACGAGGAUCGGAGAUUCUCUUCGUUGUUCGGAGGAUUCGGACUCUUGGUCUCCAAUUAGGGUAUUGAAGAGGUAAAUACAGGUCCCGAGCCUUCUUUUUCAGUAGAUCUUUCGUUGUUUACGCCACUGGAUGUUGGAGUUCUUGUGAGCAUUACAGACAACUGUGGAAGGUCAUCUUUCAAUCUCCUUAAACCUAUAUUUUGUGGAACUCCAGAUACCUUAAUUGAUAUUCUAUCUUCAGAAUAGAGGUCUGUUAGAGUUCUGUCUUUUGCUUGGAGAAAUGUCAGAAGGUCUGGAAGGAGUGCUUACUCAUGAUGAGAGAAAAGAAAGGAGAUCAGAUGUGGAGAAUUCAGAAGAUGAAAGAAGAAGAUUAUCGAUUGGGUCACUAAAGAAAAAGGCAUUGAAUGCUUCAAGUAGACUCACCCAUUCUCUUAAGAAACGGGGGAAAAGGAAAGUUGACUAUAGGGCAUCUUCGGUUUCCAUCGAGGAUAUAAGAGAUGCAGAAGAAGAGCGUGCAGUCUAUGCAUUCCGACAAGAACUUAUUUCUAGAAAUUUGUUGCCUGAUAGGCAUGAUGAUUACCACAUGCUGCUCAGAUUUUUGAAAGCUAGGAAGUUUGACUUUGAGAAAACUAUUCAGAUGUGGGCUGAGAUGCUUCAGUGGAGAAAAGAAUUUGGAACAGAUACCAUAUUGGAGGAUUUUGAAUUUGAAGAGCUGGAGGAAGUUCUGUGCUACUAUCCUCAGGGUUACCAUGGAGUUGAUAAAGAGGGAAGACCUGUAUAUAUAGAGAGGCUUGGAAAAGUUGAGCCAAAUAAGCUUAUGCGCAUCACCACUGUAGAUCGCUACAUAAAGUACCAUGUACAGGAAUUUGAGAGAGCUUUUCAUGAAAAGUUUCCUACAUGUUCAGUUGCAGCCAAGAGACACAUUGAUUCAACAACUACAAUAUUAGAUGUGCAUGGUGUGGGUCUGAAAAAUUUUAGCAAGACAGCAAGAGAACUCCUACUAACUAUGCAGAAAAUAGAUGGUGAUUACUAUCCUGAGACUCUACAUCAAAUGUUCAUUGUCAAUGCUGGUUCCGGCUUUAAGCUGCUCUGGAACACAGUGAAGGGUUUUCUUGACCCCAAAACUACUGCAAAAAUACAUGUAUUGGGAACAAAAUUUCAGCAUAGACUACUAGAAGCUAUCGAUGCAAGCCAACUGCCAGACUUCUUGGGUGGCUCUUGCAUAUGCCUCGCUGAGGGGGGGUGUCUUAGGUCUAAUAAAGGACCAUGGAAGGAUCCUAACAUUAUGAAGAUGCUGUUUCUCGAGUGGUCAAGUUAUUAUGUAGGCAGAGAAGGGGAGAACACAAAGGUUGUGCGUAAUGCUCAAACGACUUUGUCAAGGCAUGCUAGACAAGUAUUCCAUGGAGAACCGCUAGGUGCCUCCUUAACAAGGCCACAUCCUCUGAAGGGAAGAAGCAGCGAUACAUCGACAGCUGAAUCUGGAUCAGAUUUUGAUGAUCUUGGCUCUCCUAUCACAACUGGGUUGGGUGAAUAUAUUCAUUUGCCUCCAGUUUGUGAGGAAGUCAGAGCAAGAGAUUCAACAGCUUACUACAGUUGCGAUGACCAUUUUGUUGUGGUUGACAAAGCUGUGGAUUGUGGUAGAAGAGGAGCAGGGUCUGAUAAAACAUCUUUACAGCUUAAAGAUCAAGGGAGGCUGUCCAAUGGUGGUGCAACAUCAAGUUCCCUAGAUAAUUUGACCAGUGAGAGCCGCAUUACCACAAAGGAGGAUUCAGAGGAAGGAAUUUUCCAACAUCUUGCAAGAAUAAUAGUAGCAUUUCUUAUCGGAGUUCUAUCCUGCUUUCGUAUUUUAGGUAGGAGAGAAGAGAGACAAUUGGGCAACAACCAUCCUUCUGAUUUACUGGAUCCCACUCCCAAUCCCCAUCCAACUAUGGAAACUAUUGAAGAACACCUCAGUCCUUGUUUAGAGCGCCUUCAGAGGCUUGAGAUGAUGUUUGAUGAGCUCAGCUGCAAGCCUGCAGAGAUUCCUUUAGACAAAGAGCAUUUGCUUCUAGAAUCUUGGGACCGAAUAAAGUCUGUUGAGUGUGACCUAGACAGGACAAAAAAAGUUUUGCAGGCCACAUUGAUGAAGCAACUGGAAAUUGCCGAGUCAUUAGAAGCUGUGCAGGAGUCAAACCUUCGGAGGCGGAGAUUUUGUUGAACAUUGAAAGAAUGUCAGCAGCCGUUGUAAAUGGAUGGGUUUUUUUGUAGUUGGAUGAUUUCCAAGCAGCAUCAAGUACACAUUGCUGUAAAUUGAUAGGUUGAAGUGUCAAAUGCGGUGUCUCAAGUUCAGAGUUCAUGUCAUAUGGCCAAGUGAAGGGUAGAGCAUGAUUUAGAAGGGAAAAAAAUGGGGAAAUCUGUUUUUAGUUGUAAACUCAGUCCUCCCUCUCUCUCUCACACACACAAACACACACACACACAGCCACCCCUACUGUUCCGUCAUUUUUAUGAAUGUAGCAGUAACUGAAGCCAAGAGAGUUGAAGAUAUUGAAACUUGGUGAGAAACAUUGUAAAAGAGCAGGAGUACAGCAAGGCCCCCAGAAUAUGCAGCUGACGGUUGAGGAACUGAUCACUGCUCAUAAGACUUGCUCAUUGUUUGUGCAAAUAUUAUGGUGAGCAAUAUUGGAGUCCAUUAGUUUGUCAUAAUAAUUUAUCCAAAGUGGCAGGAUUUUCAAAUUGCAUUUUGAUUUUAGUAAUUUGUGCCUUUAUUUCACUCA